CGCCUACCUGUAGCCGGUCAAUCCGAAGCCACACUCUGGCUGACUGGCGGAGAGUAAGACUCACAAACGGAACUGGUGUCAACGAAGCUUGAACAUUUAAAAAACUCAAAUGGAUAUAUUUUUUCACAUAACGUUUUGGCUGUUUUGCUUUUCUUUCCUGUGACUCCUGCCCGAGGUCUGGCUCCGUUCCAUUCCCCCGCGGGCUGUACGGAUCCUCGCUGCCAGAUUGAAAUCGCUGUGCUAUUGGAAUUUGGGAGUUUUUAGUUGGGGCGUGCUUGUCACCUUCGGGACAGUUCUUCUGGUCUUUGGUGUUGGUAAGCGUCAAGGCUGACUGUAUGGCAGAACGAUGUUACCUAGCUAAUUUCACCACGGAUAUUUCUGUCGAUUCCACUGACUUGUCGAAGUGAACAAUGUGACCGAAUACGAGCUCAUUGGACACCACGCAUUUUUGGGUGUACAAAAUUGCACGAGACGUUCCAUGGAAACUUCUGCAUGACAGCCACAAAACUUAGCGGUUUUCAUCUUGCAGUUAUUUCAUAUUUCUCCAGGGACCCACGCUCAGCAGGAUGAUUCUACUGUCUCGAACUCAGCUUGCCUUGUUUUUUAUCCUUCUGUGCCCAGUGAACAUUAUCGGCUUGUGGUGGGCCGUAGGAAGCCCCUUGGUCAUGGACCCUAACAGCAUCUGCAGGAAGACCAAGCGACUGGCGGGCAAGCAGGCCGAACUGUGCCAGAGCCAGCCCGAGAUCGUCAACGAGGUCGCCAAGGGUGCCAAACUGGGGGUGCGAGAGUGCCAGUUCCAGUUCCGUUUCCGUCGCUGGAACUGCACCAGUCAGAACAAGUACUUUGGAAAAAUACUGCAACAAGAUAUCCGGGAGACGGCGUUCGUGUACGCCAUCACGUCAGCAGGGGUUACCCACACGGUGACCCAGGCCUGCAGCAUGGGGGAGCUACUGCAGUGUGGCUGCGAGGCCACCCGGAGCCGCGCCCCGCCCAAACCCACCACGGGCUCCGGCACCGACAGCGUCAAGUGGGAGUGGGGAGGCUGCGGGGACGACGUGGAGUUUGGCUACGAGAAGUCCAAGCAGUUCAUGGACGCCAAGAGGAAGAAGGGGAAGAGUGACAUCAGGACGCUGAUCGACCUCCACAACAACGAGGCCGGACGAUUGGCGGUGAGGAAUUAUAUGAGGACCGAGUGUAAAUGUCACGGGCUGUCUGGUUCCUGCACACUAAGGACCUGCUGGAAAAAGAUGCCUCACUUUCGCGAGGUGGGCGACCGCUUGCUGGAGCGCUUUAACGGGGCCUUCAAGGUGAUGGGAGGGAACGACGGCAAGACGCUCAUCCCCGUGGGCCACAACAUCAAACCGCCGGACAAGCAGGACCUGAUCUACUCGGCCGAAUCGCCCGACUUCUGCCUGCCCAACAGGAAGACGGGCUCGCUGGGCACGCGCGGCCGCGUCUGCAACAGCACGGCCAUGGACGUGAGCGGCUGCGACCUGCUCUGCUGCCAGCGCGGCUACAGGGACGAGACGCUGGUGUUCGAGGAGAACUGCCUCUGCCGCUUCCACUGGUGCUGCGUGGUGCAGUGCAAGAAGUGCUCCGUCCGCAAGGAGCUCAGCCUCUGCUUCUAG
Molecule: messenger RNA, 1628 nt
Organism: Conger conger (European conger)
Lineage: Eukaryota; Metazoa; Chordata; Actinopteri; Anguilliformes; Congridae
Product: protein Wnt-6-like
Exons: 4
Coding region: 567-1628 (353 amino acids)
Biological process (GO): canonical Wnt signaling pathway; multicellular organism development; cell fate commitment
Cellular component (GO): extracellular region
Molecular function (GO): cytokine activity; frizzled binding
Source: RefSeq, a predicted model, not a curated record